Messenger RNA from Dentiscutata erythropus, 1593 nucleotides. The record is from the annotation of a GenBank genome assembly. NCBI's taxonomy places the organism in Eukaryota, Fungi, Glomeromycota, Glomeromycetes, Diversisporales, Gigasporaceae.
AUGAAAUAUUUUUCAACAAGAGGCUCGCCAGAUCUUCUUACAUUCUCAGAAGUAGUCUUAAUAGGCCUGUCUAAAGAUGGCGGACUUUUUAUUCCACAAACGAUUCCAACUCUCCCUUCAGACUGGAAAACUUCCUGGUUAAAUCAUUCUUUCACUUCUUUAGCCCUUGAAAUUUUUUCACUUUAUAUACCUGACGACGAAAUUCCUCGCAAAGAUUUGGAAAGAUUGAUUAAUAAAUCAUAUUCAACGUUCAGGGCAUCUGAUAUUACUCCAUUAAAAAAACUCAGAGAAAAUCUUUACAUAUUAGAAUUAUUUCAUGGACCUACUUUCGCCUUUAAAGAUAUUGCGUUGCAAUUUUUGGGAAAUUUAUUUGAGUAUUUAUUGGAAAAAAAAAACUUGGAAGAGAGUUUAGAAGGAAAAAACACUACUAAAAGAGAAAGAAUUACAAUUCUUGGAGCUACUAGUGGCGAUACUGGAAGUGCAGCAAUUUAUGGUUUACGAAAUAAAAAGGAUAUUUCUGUAUUCAUCCUACAUCCCCGAGGCAAAGUGUCCCCCGUGCAAGAAGCUCAAAUGACUACCGUACUAGAUAAAAAUGUUCAUAAUCUUGCAGUUGAAGGAACUUUUGAUGAUUGUCAGGAUACUGUAAAAACACUAUUUUCGGACAGUCAAUUUAAUCAAAAGCAUCAUUUAGGUGCUAUAAAUUCCAUUAAUUGGGCAAGAAUUUUAGCACAAAUUGUGUAUUAUUUUCAUUCAUAUUUUCAAUUUUUUUUGUCUUUAAAUGUUUCGCCAAGUUCUCCUGAAGCCAAUAAUAUCAAACUUCAAUAUUGUGUUCCAACCGGUAAUUUUGGGGACAUAUUAGCUGGUUAUUAUGCUAAAUGUAUGGGAUUACCAAUUGAGACAUUAGUGGUAGCUACAAAUUCAAAUGAUAUUCUAGAUAGAUUUUUUAAAACAGGUAGAUAUGAAAAAAAAGUGAAUGAUGGUGAAGACAAUGGAAAAGGAGGACACAUAGUACAUGAAACGUUAAGUCCGGCAAUGGACAUCAGUGUUUCAAGUAAUUUUGAAAGAUUGUUAUGGUAUCUUGCGUACGGGUCCAUUGAUGCUAAAUCUGACAAAGAAAAAGUGAAUCUUGCUGGAUCGACUGUGAAUAAGUGGAUGGAAGAUUUGAAAUCUAAGCAUUGCCUAACUGUAGAAGGUGUACAUUUGGCAUUGGCAUUACGAGAUUUUAAGAGUGAUAAGAUAACCGACCAAGAGACAAUGGAAACGAUCCAUCGUUAUUACGCACCACAAGACUCCAGAACCCAAAUUUCAUACGUUCUGGACCCACAUACUGCGGUCGGUGUAGCAGCGGCCGAUAAACAAAAAAUUUCUUCGAAUACGCAUCUAAUUUGUCUUGCAACAGCUCACCCGGCAAAAUUUUCAGCUGCCGUUGAAGAAUCAUUAAAAUCAUUUAGUGAAUUUAAGUUUCAAGAAAUUUUGCCAACAGAAUUCGUUGGGUUAUUGGAAAAGGAAAAAAGAUGUGUAUAUAUAGAGAGAGCUGAUCCCGAAAUAGUUAAAAAGACUAUUGAAAGCGAGUUAGAAAGGGAGGUCAUUUAA